CGGCUUCUUUGUAAUUCUGACAACUGCCAACCAUUAAACAGUGAGGCUCCAAGACACACAAAACACAUACUAAAAAAUAAUUUACUUUUUCUUUUCCUGGUUUUGUUUGUCUUUUACAUUUCAGUUCGUUCGUUCCCUUUCUUAAUUUAAAAAAAAAAAAAAAAAUUUCAAGAAUUCUUUGUUUCUGGUUUCUUGAAAUUCUUAGGUUUCCCUGUCUCCUCCUUUUUUCCCCCUCUCUUUCUCCAUCUGGGUUUUGUUUGAUUUUUGUUGGGUUUGAUCUUGAAAUCAAGAGGGGGUAUGUGGAAUAAGUCAAGAUCGACUGAAGGGGAAUCCCCUUACUGUUCUAAGAAGACAGACGACAUAGAUGCUAACGACGAGGAUUCGGGUCGAACAUUGAGCAUGUCGAGAUUAAAGUGUAUUAUGCGUGGAUUGGACAUAAAAAUCUGUCUCUUCCUCUUAGUGUUGGUUCCAAUGUGUGUCUGUGUUAUAUAUGUGCAUGGACAGAAGAUCACAUAUUUCUUGCGGCCUUUAUGGGAGAACCCUCCCAAGCCCUUCCAUGAUAUCCCUCACUAUUAUCACGAGAAUGUAUCAAUGGAAAAUCUCUGUAAACUUCACAAUUGGGGUAUACGGGAGUAUCCAAGGCGAGUAUUUGAUGCAGUAUUGUUCAACAAUGAAGUAGAUAUCCUUAAAAUACGGUGGAAGGAAUUGGCCCCAUACAUGAAUGAAUUUGUACUACUUGAGUCAAAUUCGACGUUCACUGGACUGGCAAAGCCUUUGUUCUUUUCCGCUAAUCAAGAGGAAUUCAAAUUUGUGGAGUCACGAUUGACUUACGGGCAAGUUCCAGGCAGAUUUAGGAGAGGAGAAAAUCCAUUUAUUGAGGAAGCCUAUCAGAGGCUGUCUUUGGAUUAUGUUCUCAAAAAAGCUGGAAUUCAGGAUGAUGACUUGUUAAUAAUGUCCGACGUUGAUNAGAUCAUCGCAGUUUCUGGAAUUUUUUGGACGGGGGACUAA
Molecule: messenger RNA, 1008 nt
Organism: Olea europaea var. sylvestris
Lineage: Eukaryota; Viridiplantae; Streptophyta; Magnoliopsida; Lamiales; Oleaceae
Exons: 2
Coding region: 298-1008 (236 amino acids)
Biological process (GO): protein N-linked glycosylation; N-acetylglucosamine metabolic process
Cellular component (GO): membrane
Molecular function (GO): beta-1,4-mannosylglycoprotein 4-beta-N-acetylglucosaminyltransferase activity
Source: RefSeq, a predicted model, not a curated record